AUGGAUAAUCAAACCCACAUCACUGAGUUCAUCCUCUUAGGCUUCUCCAGUGAUCCAAAGCUCCAGAUCUUACUCUUUGCAAUCUUCCUGUUGAUUUAUUUGAUAACUCUGUCUGGCAACCUAGCCAUCAUUUUGGCUAUAAGAAUGGAUGCUAAUCUUCACACUCCCAUGUAUGUCUUCCUUUCUCAUUUGGCUUCCUUUGAUAUUGCUUUUUCUUCUGUUACAGUUCCUAAAAUGUUAGAAGACUUCCUUUCGGCCAGAAAAGCAAUCACGGUUGAUUGUUGUUUUACCCAGGUCUUCUUUGUCAUGGCGCUUUCAGUGGGAGAGGGUCUCCUCCUCUCUGUGAUGGCGUAUGAUCGGUACACAGCCAUCUGUCACCCCUUGCAUUAUAACGUGAUGAUGAGCAAACGGGUCUGUUCGCAGCUGGUGUGCAGUGCGUUGCUCACUGGCUUUCUCUAUGCUCUACUGAACACCCUUCUGCUAACAACUCUGCACUUUUGCAGGGCCAAUGUAAUCCAUCACUUCAGCUGUGAAGCCCCACAACUGUUCAAACUUUCCUGUAGCAGCACUUUUGCAAACCAAAUGGUGAUUUUCACCCUUGGUUCAUUUUUAGGGAUGGGGGCUCUCUUCAUCACACUGGCUUCCUAUAUUCACAUCAUCUCCGCUGUCUUGAGGAUACGCUCCAUAGAAGGGAAACGCAAGGCUUUUUCCACUUGCACAUCUCACGUGACAGUUGUUGUGCUGUACUAUGGAACAAUUUUCUUCAGGUACUUGAAGCCAACCUCAAAGAACUCUCAGGAUCAGGAAAUGGCUCCCUCUGUCAUUUACUUUAUUGUGAUACCCAUGUUAAACCCCAUCAUCUACAGCCUCCGUAACCAAGAAGUGAAGAGAGCGCUACACAAUAUGGUGUGCAGAAAAUUUAACAAAUGA
Podarcis muralis (Common wall lizard) is the source of this 930-nucleotide messenger RNA. RefSeq names its product olfactory receptor 5AR1-like. Lineage: Eukaryota; Metazoa; Chordata; Lepidosauria; Squamata; Lacertidae. Gene Ontology annotation, cellular component: membrane. Gene Ontology annotation, molecular function: G protein-coupled receptor activity; olfactory receptor activity. Gene Ontology annotation, biological process: G protein-coupled receptor signaling pathway. The record is from RefSeq and is a predicted model, not a curated record.